This is a messenger RNA of Phoenix dactylifera (date palm), 894 nucleotides long. RefSeq names its product Adenine nucleotide alpha hydrolases-like superfamily protein. Lineage: Eukaryota; Viridiplantae; Streptophyta; Magnoliopsida; Arecales; Arecaceae. The record is from RefSeq and is a predicted model, not a curated record.
UAAAAUGGAUUGUGUUGAUCUAUCGAAUGAUAAAUUGCCACCCAAUCCCCUGUCUUUGGUCUUUCUGCAUUUUUAUUCGGUUCUAGUUGGCUAUUUCUGCCUCUCAUCUUGGCCGUGGUCUACUUCUCUGUCGGCAAAAGGGAUGGCGACGGCGGAUCGGAGGGUAGGGGUGGCGGUGGACUUCUCGGCUUGCAGCAAAGCGGCGCUCCGAUGGGCGGUCGAAAACGUCGUCCGCCCCGGCGACCACCUCAUCCUCAUCAACGUCCAGAAGGAGGUUCUCUACGAGGAGGGCGAGAUGCAGCUCUGGGAGGCCACCGGAUCCCCACUUAUCCCACUAGCUGAGUUCUCUGAUCCUGGUGUUGCAAAAAAGUAUGGGGUGAAACCUGAUGCUGAGACCUUGGAUAUCCUCAAUACUGUAGCCAGGCAGAAGGAGCAGAUUGUGGUUAUCAUGAAGAUCUACUGGGGGGAUGCCCGUGAAAAGAUUUGUGAAGCAAUUGAGAGUAUUCCAUUGAGCUGUCUGGUCAUUGGGAAAAGAGGGCUCAGCACGGUCAAGAGGAUACUCAUCGGCAGUGUCAGUAACUAUGUGGUGAAUAAUGGUACCUGCCCAGUCACAGUUGUCAAGAGUCCUGAACAUGAAGGCUAGACACUCUCCUUUUGUUCUCUGGAGGUCAGCUUGAGCUUUAAUUUCGUAGAGAGCUCAGAACUUUGUUCCUUAAAUAAGAACUUGAUUUCUGGUUUGUGCCAUGUACUUAUGUUUCAUGAGGAAUGCGUCUGUUGUAACUUAUGAAUGUAUAUGACUGUUGUAUGUGUUGGCUAUGGUUUUGCCUAACUGUUACGUUGAAUAUCUGUUAAAAAAAUGUUGGAGUGAGUUCUUUCUCAGGUUGUAUAUCUCCA